GUACAGUCUGGAUGCAGGAAAUCCUCCCACUGGUGCUGAAUGGAGGAGAUCUGACCCCAAUCAAAACAAUUGUAAACUGGGAUCGAGUCCCAUGGCUGGAAGAAACAAGACUGGCACAGGUUGUGGACCAGUUGGCAUCUCCACGUGGACUGAUCUCACAUUUCACCUACAACCUCAUGCCCCCUUCUUUCCAUACCUCCAAGGCCAAGGUGAUCUACGUCAUGAGGAACCCCAAGGAUGUCUUGGUGUCUUCAUACUACUUCCACCAGAUGGCUUCUUUUCUUGAAGAUCCAGGAACAUUUGAUGAGUUCAUGGAAAAAUUCCUAGAAGGCAGAGUGCUGUUUGGAAAAUGGACAGAUCAUAUAAAGAGCUGGAAGCGUGCCGAACUGGGAGACAGAAUCUUGUUCAUCACAUACGAAGAAAUGGUUCAGGACCUGCCAGCAUCUGUCAAGCUUAUGUCAGACUUUCUGGGCAGUAAUCUCAGUGAAGAAGUCAUUCAGAAGAUAGCAGAGCAUUGCUCUUUCAAGACCAUGAAGUCAAACCCCAUGUCCAACUUUAACCUGGUCCCCAAGAAGUACAUGGACAUCGAGAAGUCUCAUUUUCUGAGGAAAGGAAUUGCUGGAGACUGGAAAAACCACUUCAACUCAGAACAACUGGCCCGGUUCACAUCUGUCCUUCGCAAAGAGCUGGAGGGAGAGAACUUCUCUCUGCCAUCGAGCUAUAAUUAACAUAUAAAUUGAGAACGUGCGGCUAACUUUAAGAUUUUUUUAGUUAAUUUUACAUGACACAAAAACAAGAACAUUAAUGCGUUUUUAAUAUAUUUUAUUUUUUAACAAAAAUCUUAGAAAAAAAUUUUUUGAAUGAAAGCAUAGAUUUUUUACAGCAGAAUGGUGCUUUAACAGUGAUUAUUGGAUUCAUCACAACUUUACACUAACACUGAUGUUUUGUUUUUCACAAAUCUGCCUGAAAUUGUCUUAUGCUUGGAAUAAUACGACAAUCUUAACAAAAUGUA
Messenger RNA from Austrofundulus limnaeus, 1012 nucleotides. Its product is annotated as sulfotransferase family cytosolic 2B member 1. Gene Ontology annotation, molecular function: sulfotransferase activity. NCBI's taxonomy places the organism in Eukaryota, Metazoa, Chordata, Actinopteri, Cyprinodontiformes, Rivulidae. The record is from RefSeq and is a predicted model, not a curated record.